AACGCAGUUUAGACAUAGAAUUACCUAAUCCACUGCUCCGGUAUGAAUGCCGGUGGUCAUAUCCUAUCUAGGACUAGCGCUGGUUACCACCCGAAACCCUUUAGCAAAGUCCGAGUCGGCGCAAAACCAGGCGAUGGCUAUCUUCUCAUCUCGUUCCUGGAGCUCUUUGAUUUUGCCCCCUCCUUCCUACCUUUUCCGGCCCUUUCUUUUCUUUACCUGCACUGCUUCCGUUGUGUUUCUGUCACUUAUCUGUGGUGUCCUAAUUGCUUUAUACCGACCUCUUCGCUUUGAAAUCCAAAGAAAAUUUUAAUCCGCAUAGACUACGUUUGUCCACCACCUGAUAAGAAACAGUAUAUUAAAAAAAGAUGUCUCCCGCCAUUGUUCAGGCAGGUGCUGGGUCUGCCUCCAAAGAUGUGAAAAGGGAAUCCGCGACUGCUCGACUUCUGGGUUCGGGAACUGCUGGAAUUGCGGAGCUCUUGGUGUUUCAUCCUGUUGAUACGACUGCGAAGCGAUUGAUGAGCAAUCAGACCCGGAUCACGUCUAUCGAGCGUAUGAACGAGGUCGUUUUCAAAGAAUAUGCCAACGCCUCCGUUGGCCGCAAGUUCACCUCCCUUUUCCCUGGCCUUGGUUAUGCUGCUGGCUAUAAGGUUAUGCAACGAAUUUACAAGUACGGUGGCCAGCCUUUUGCAAGAGACUACCUUGCUAAGCAUUACGGUGCUGAAUUUGAUAAUGCGUUCGGAAAGGGGACUGGCAAGGCCAUCAUGCACGCUACUGCCGGAAGUUUAAUUGGUAUUGGUGAAAUCGUCCUCCUGCCUUUGGACGUCCUGAAGAUUAAGCGUCAGACAAACCCCGAGGCCUUCCGUGGUCGUGGUCUUUUCAAGAUUAUCUCCGAUGAAGGCAUGGGACUUUAUCGCGGGGCUGGCUGGACUGCCGCUCGCAAUGCACCUGGAUCCUUCGCACUGUUUGGCGGCUCUGCCUUCGCUAAGGAGUAUAUUUACAGUCUGAAGGACUACAACUCGGCUUCUUGGUCUCAGAACUUCGUGGCUUCAGUCUGUGGUGCCAGCGCCUCUUUGAUCGUGUCGGCUCCCCUGGAUGUGAUCAAGACCCGUAUCCAGAACCGCAACUUCGAGAACCCGGAGUCCGGAUUCCGCAUCGUGUCGAACAUGCUUAAGAACGAGGGCGCUACCAGCUUCUUCAAGGGCUUGACACCCAAGCUGCUAAUGACCGGGCCCAAGCUUGUUUUCAGCUUCUGGCUGGCUCAGACGUUGAUCCCCGCGUUUGGUCAGGUCGUAUAAAAGAGAACACCACGAGAUGUCACAUAAUAGCAGGCUUUGAUUUCCUUUCCCCUUCGUGCGGCUAUCAGUACCAUAAUAGAACAUACUGUUAGGCCAUUUGUAUUUGAUAGACUCUUUCCUCUCGUUUCCUUUCCUCUAUUUUUUAAUGCUAUUUAAAGCCAUUGGGUUAUGGGGAAGGCUCCUGGUCAAAUAUAUGAACUCCACUUUAUUGAUCCCUUGCCAUAUUAAUAUAGGUCAAGUCGAGUACAAAUGCGACUUCUGGAUCACAAAACGACUAGCACCGUAUUAGUCGAGCUUUCCUUUGAUUGUUUUUAUAUCUUGAGUAAGCUGGCUGGAGCC
Messenger RNA from Aspergillus alliaceus, 1634 nucleotides. Its product is annotated as putative mitochondrial GTP/GDP transporter Ggc1. Gene Ontology annotation, molecular function: guanine nucleotide transmembrane transporter activity. Lineage: Eukaryota; Fungi; Ascomycota; Eurotiomycetes; Eurotiales; Aspergillaceae. Bases 366 to 1295 code for a protein of 309 amino acids. The record is from RefSeq and is a predicted model, not a curated record. Gene Ontology annotation, cellular component: mitochondrion. The transcript has 7 exons.